CUCCGGGAUGAAGAGUCAUGACUGUCAUGUCUUUAUGCAACGACUACUUCCCUUUGCUUUUGCGGAGCUACUUCCUACAAACGUACAUGAAGCACUUGCAGGCAUUGGAGCAUUUUUCAGGGAUCUGAGCACCCGCACCCUUAAAGUAGAAGUCGUGGAACAGCUUCAAGAGAACAUUCCCAUCUUAUUGUGCAACUUGGAGAAGAUAUUUCCUCCUGGGUUUUUUGACGUAGUGGAGCAUCUAGCUGUCCACCUUCCAUAUGAGGCAUUGCUUCGUGGACCUGUACAUUACGGAUGGAUGUAUCAGUAUGAGCGAGCCAUGAAAUAUUUGAAGGGAAAAGCAAAGAACCUUGCAAAGGUUGAAGGUUCUAUAAUUGCUGGAAGUUUGACGGAAGAAACUUCUCACUUCACAUCGUACUACUUUGCGUCAAAAGUACGUACUCGGAAAAGAGCUCCAAGGAGAUAUGAUGAUGGUGGUGUCGCGCCAACAUACACAGUUGUAACAUAA
Raphanus sativus (radish) is the source of this 508-nucleotide messenger RNA. RefSeq lists its product as uncharacterized. The record is from RefSeq and is a predicted model, not a curated record. Bases 8 to 508 code for a protein of 166 amino acids. NCBI's taxonomy places the organism in Eukaryota, Viridiplantae, Streptophyta, Magnoliopsida, Brassicales, Brassicaceae. The transcript is spliced from 3 exons.